This is a messenger RNA of Colletotrichum paranaense, 1467 nucleotides long. Its product is annotated as argininosuccinate lyase. Lineage: Eukaryota; Fungi; Ascomycota; Sordariomycetes; Glomerellales; Glomerellaceae. Gene Ontology annotation, cellular component: cytosol. The transcript has a single exon. The record is from RefSeq and is a predicted model, not a curated record. Gene Ontology annotation, molecular function: argininosuccinate lyase activity. Bases 1 to 1467 code for a protein of 488 amino acids.
AUGCCGGGUUUGGCAAUCUCGCCGGAGAACCUCCCGGUCCCUGGCCGGGACACGUACUAUUGGCUCGGUGAAAUCAACAAGGCCAGCGCCGUCAUCAACUCUUCAGAAGGUCUCCUGGAACAAGAUGCAGCCCGUCGCAUCAGCCGUGGACUCCAGAAACUUUUAGACUCGGGCGACGAACCCGGCGCGCCGCGUCCUAGCCUUGUCAUCACCUUCGAACCUCUCCUUAUCGAAGCAGCGGGUGUUGAGGCAACUCUUCUGCACGCCGGCCGUUCAAGUCAGGACAUGCUUGCUACGGUCUGCACGGCAAUUCUUCGCGAUGCAGUCUUGAAGUUGGCUGCACAGCUUCACACGACAACAACUCGCCUCCUUGAGAUGGCGGAAACCCAUGCCUCGACUCUAGUACCGAACUACACCAACGGUGUCGCAGCCCAACCCAACUCAUACGGCCACUACUUGCUGGGUCACAUUGCAGGCCUUCAUCGCGACGCGGAGAGACUACGACAAUUUUACGCCAGAUUGGACCGAUGUCCGAUGGGCACGACCGUGCUGAACGGCACAAGUUGGCCUCUCAAUCGGGAACGCAUGGCCAAGUAUCUCGGCUUUACGCAAGUAGUCGACAACGCCUACGAUGCAGCGCAAAUCACCAUGGCUGAGAUGCCAGUUGAGCUUGGAGGCAUUGCCUCUCAAAUUGCUCUUCACACUGGCGCCUACAUCCAGGACGUCAUGAAUCAAUACGCUCAGCCGAAGCCAUGGAUUCUUCUUCAAGAGGGGGGUGAGAACACGUAUGUCUCAAGUGCUAUGCCACAGAAGAGAAACCCAGGCCUACUUAACAACACCCGAUCCGAUGCAUCUCAUAUUAUCACUUUGGGAGUUGGUCGUGCCAUACAGGGACAUAACCUUCCUCCUGGCUACGGUGACGCAAAAGACCUAGGCCACAAUCUGGAUGUCAUCAACGGUACCACAAAGAUUCUCGCACAAUGGCAAAGGAUUCUCAACGCACUUGUCAUUGACGGUGAACGAUCUCUGAAAGAGCUAGAUCUUGACUGGACCGCCUCUCAAGAGUUGGCCGAUUUUCUAAUGCGGAAGCACAAAGUACCGUUUCGUGUCGGGCACCACUUUGCUUCAGAGACUGUCAGAUACGCCAAGGCGGAAGAUUUGUCCCCGAGCAACUUCCCUUAUGCGGAAGCUUCCAGGAUAUUCAAAGAAACCUUGAAGCACACUGGCCUUGAAGAGGGAUCAUAUCAGUUUCUGAGUGAGGCAGAGUUCCAAGAAGCGCUUGACCCGGCUGGAAUCAUCAAGCAUAGAGCCACCUCGGGGGGUCCGCAGCCCAAGGAGAUGGAACGCAUGAUUGGUAAAUCGAAGCAGACACUACAAAAGCUUGAAAGCUGGAUCAUAGAGCAGCAAUCUCAUAUCGUGAGCUCUCUGCAGGAGUUGGAUGGAGCAUUUCAAGAGUUGCUUGCGUAA